AUGGAUGUUACAAACUCACAUGAUCCAAGCAGAGGGUUCAACUAUGGAUCGACUGCUGAACACGGGCAACAGUUUCCGGUACGGGAGGAGGAUGAAACUAGUGCAGUAGACAGGAACAAAUCACCAAAUAAAGGACGUCUCACCCCGAUGCUAUCAUCUCUCCCGUUAUCAACACAGCAAAAGAUGGUCAAUGAUGACAAGAAAAAACCACCAAAGAAAGGACGUCUCACCCCGAUGCGAUCACCUAUCCCCGUAUCAAUCCCAGUGGCUCUAGCGGAACCGUUACUGACACCAGUUGUUGAAGGACGUGAAGUGGAGAUAUUGAAAAGCAUCGUAUAUGGAGGUCUAGCAGAAGCAAUCGCAAGCCUCGGUGUUAUCUCAUCUGCUGCUGGUUCUGGUGCUUCAACAUGUAAGUACCCCCUCAACUUUAUACAACUCCACAUCCACCCUGCAUCCACUAGUGAAACACUACUCACAAAAAAGGAGGAACCCAUUAGAGAAACAACAGCUGAAAGCCAGACCAACGGUCAAAAAGAAAGUCGGUACAAGCGACUUUUAGGACGCCGAGAAAACUUCAUGCUUCACGCAACAGUCGCAAUCUUAUCCUUCAUUAUCACUGGACUACUCCCUCCUGUUGUCUACUACUUCUCAUUCAGAGAAACACACAACAAAGACUACAAAGUGGCAUCAGUUUUCGGUGCAUCUCUGAUAUGUAUCACCUUGCUCGCUCUAGCCAAAGCUCACGUGAGGAACCCUAGAAGCAGCUACCUGAAGAGCGUUCUGUACUACGCAACAACAUCUGUGGCUGUGUCGGGGAUUACAUACGUGGUUGGUAACGUUGUGAAUCAGUUGAUUGAGAAGUACGGAUGGUUUGAUGGGUCUGAAACUCAGGCGGGAGAGAUGAUGCUUUCACUUAUGGGGAGAAAGGCUGGUGGCUUCGGAUACUCAUCAUCAUACUGA
Messenger RNA from Raphanus sativus (radish), 960 nucleotides. RefSeq names its product membrane protein of ER body-like protein. The coding region runs from base 1 to 960 and encodes 319 amino acids. The record is from RefSeq and is a predicted model, not a curated record. The transcript has 2 exons. Lineage: Eukaryota; Viridiplantae; Streptophyta; Magnoliopsida; Brassicales; Brassicaceae.